AUGAUUCAACUGGUAAAACCAGUUUCUGAACUGACGUCACUGCAGCUCCAGAGAAACAGCCUCAAGUUACACAGAUUCAUCAGCACAUACACUGAAAUAAACGGACAGACGGCUGCAGGAAUCCCUGAGAUUUCUUCUGUAACGACACUGGAUGAUCAUCAGAUCGAUUAUUAUGACACACGUGGAAGGAAUACACUGAGAUCAGAGAAAACUACAGCAGAUCUACAGAAACAACACUCAUAUACAUCUCACCUACUUCUACCAAUUACCUACUAUGAAUACUACGAUCAUGAGUGCGUUCGCUGGCUGAAGGAGCUCCUGAAGUUAACGAAAGCAGAUUUAGAGAGACGAGCUCCUGAAGUGUCUCUGUUACGGAAGGAUCCCUCUUCUCCAGUAGAGUGUCAUGCUACAGGUUUCUACCCAUCAGGAGUGACUCUUAGCUGGUUCAGAAAUGGAGUAAAUCACUAUAAUGAUGUGGAUCUUGGAGAUCUUCUGCCAAAUGUGGACGAGACCUUCCAGAAGACAUCUAGCCUUCGUGUUUCUCCAGACGAAUGGGAGAACAACAGGUUCAGUUGUGAGGUCGAGCACCAGGGAAAAACCAUCCAGAAGAUUCUGACUGACCAGGAGAUCAAGAGCAACUACACAAAAUUCAAAGGAAAAUUGGGGAAAACAACAAAAGUCGUUUGUAUCACGGGCUGA
Messenger RNA from Pimephales promelas (fathead minnow), 699 nucleotides. The record is from RefSeq and is a predicted model, not a curated record. NCBI's taxonomy places the organism in Eukaryota, Metazoa, Chordata, Actinopteri, Cypriniformes, Leuciscidae.